AUGAGGUUGGUGAUAGCAUUUGCUCUAACAUGCCUCGUGGUAGCAUGGGCGAGGGAGUUAGGGGAAGAAGAGAAGGACCUGGUGGCAGCUGCCAGCGGGAAGAGUCAUCACCACGAAGAAGGUGGCGGUCACGAGCAUCAUGCGCAUCACCACCAUGAGCACGGGGAGAAGGGCCAUAAAGGACAUAAAGGGCAUCAUCAUCACCACAAAGGUGAACAUGGACACCAUGGGAAACACCACCAUGAAGGACACCAUCACGAGCACGGUGGAGGCCACAAAAAACACCACGAUGAACACGAUCAUCACGGUCAUCACCACGAGCAUGGACAUCAUCACAAAGGUGGCAAGCAUGGGCAUCAUAAACACCACGAUAAGGGAGAGAAGACAGAUGGCUACCACAAGAAGUAUCAUAAGGACCACUAUCAUAAGGAUCACCACUUCUACGAUGAUCAUCAUCACGAAGGCAAGCAUCACAAACACGGGCAUCAUGAGGGACACCAUGAUAAGAAAGGAGGCCAUCAUAAGAAGGGCGGUCACCACGAGCACGGCCAUCAUGAGCAUCAUCAUGGCAAACAUGGUCAUCAUGACAAGCAUCAUUACGAUGAGGAUCAUAAAGGUCACAAGGGUCAUCACGGUCAUGAGGAGCAUCAUCAUCACCAUCAUGACCAUGGCAAGAAGGGCGGUCAUCACGACCAUAAAGAAUGGGGUUUCCAUCAUGGGAAACACUGAUCUCCAUCCAAAGUA
Messenger RNA from Galleria mellonella (greater wax moth), 744 nucleotides. RefSeq names its product histidine-rich glycoprotein-like. Lineage: Eukaryota; Metazoa; Arthropoda; Insecta; Lepidoptera; Pyralidae. The record is from RefSeq and is a predicted model, not a curated record. The transcript has a single exon. Bases 1 to 729 code for a protein of 242 amino acids.